Molecule: messenger RNA, 417 nt
Organism: Acyrthosiphon pisum (pea aphid)
Lineage: Eukaryota; Metazoa; Arthropoda; Insecta; Hemiptera; Aphididae
Product: ATP-dependent DNA helicase PIF1-like
Exons: 1
Coding region: 1-417 (138 amino acids)
Biological process (GO): DNA replication
Cellular component (GO): replication fork
Source: RefSeq, a predicted model, not a curated record
AUGCUGCUGCGGAACCUCGAUCCGAAAAUCAGACUGUGCAACGGAACAAGGUUAGUGGUUACGGAACUGAGGCGCAACAACUUCAAAGCGAGGUUGUUGGCGGACGCGGGGGAAGGGCAGGACGACAUCGUCAUCCCCAGGAUACCGCUGUCGUCCAGCGGAGACGACGACCUGCCCUUCACCAUGCGUCGGGUUCAGUUCCCUGUGAGACUUUCUUUUGCGAUGACGAUCAACAAGUCUCAGGGUCAAACUUUCGACAGAGUUGGUUUGUUUCUGCCGUCCCCGGUGUUUACGCACGGACAACUGUACGUUGCGUUCUCACGAGUGCGGGACUCGGAAUCAAUAAAAGUUGGUAUGUACGGUGGCGACGACGGUCGAUUUAUCACAAGGAAUAUAGUGUAUUCAGACGUGUUGUGA